AUGGCUCACGAGAAAAAUCUUCUCAAAGCUUUGAAAAAUAUCACCUUCACUGUGCCGCUCUACGAUGUCAACUGGCUCGCAUCUACCCAAAGUGUGAAGAAGGCCAUCCAUCUAUCCCCAUACAGGUGUGAAAAGCGGGCCUGGCUAGUCCUCCGCACGCCGUCAUCGUCAAGGAAGCUGAAAACCCGUCCGGCGGCCAUGGGGAAACAGAACAGCAAGCUGCGGCCGGAGAUGCUGCAGGACCUGCGGGAGAACACCGAGUUCUCCGACCACGAGCUGCAGGAGUGGUACAAGUACCGGCACAUACACGAGCUGGUGAAGAUUCAGAGAGGAUAUUGGGGGCCGGGGCUCAGUGGCAGCAUCACCAACAAGCAAGAGAUGAUUUAG
Molecule: messenger RNA, 387 nt
Organism: Menidia menidia (Atlantic silverside)
Lineage: Eukaryota; Metazoa; Chordata; Actinopteri; Atheriniformes; Atherinopsidae
Source: the annotation of a GenBank genome assembly